Neurospora tetraspora is the source of this 2539-nucleotide messenger RNA. RefSeq lists its product as uncharacterized. Gene Ontology annotation, cellular component: cytosol. Gene Ontology annotation, molecular function: FMN binding; flavin adenine dinucleotide binding; oxidoreductase activity. The record is from RefSeq and is a predicted model, not a curated record. Lineage: Eukaryota; Fungi; Ascomycota; Sordariomycetes; Sordariales; Sordariaceae. The transcript has 4 exons. The coding region runs from base 149 to 2239 and encodes 696 amino acids.
GGUGAACUUUCUCAUAUUAGUCAUACCUGGACAGGUUGGCUGCGAGGUAGAUCUGGUAGAACUCAAAAAGUUCAACCAUACAUCCUGGCCAACAGCCUAGAACACUUACUGGCACAACCCAGGAAUCACUCAUAUUAAAGAGAAGAUCAUGGGGGAAUCCGUGGAAGCAGCUUCGGUUGCUAAGCCGGCCACCAUAGAGGGGAGAAAUAUCAUCAUACUCUAUGGGUCUGAAACGGGAAAUGGAGAGGAAAUCGCCAUGGAGCUGGCCAAAAUGGCUGAAAGAUUACACUUCAAUACUGUUGUUGAUGAGAUGGAUGCCUUCAAGUUGACGGACUUGUUGCGCUACUCUUUGGCCAUCUUUGUCACCUCCACUACCGGUCAAGGUGAUAUGCCAAAGAACACAACCACGUUCUGGAAAAACCUUAGACGCACAAAGCUCAACAAUACCAACUGCCUUGCACCUGUAAAGUUCACCAUCUUUGGACUUGGUGAUAGCUCCUAUCCAAAGUUCAACUGGGCAGCGCGGAAGCUUCGUGUGCGGCUAUUGCAACUUGGGGCUUCCGAAUUCUUCAGACCUGGCGAGGCUGACGAGAGACAUGAAAAUGGACUCGACAGCAUCUAUCUACCCUGGUACCAGGAGUUGAGAGAGUCACUGUUAUCACAGUUCCCUCUUCCAGAAGGCAUGGAGCCCAUACCAGACGACGUUCAACUUCCACCAAAGUACAACAUCCGACUGGGCUCGGUCAAGGACAAAAUAACGAACGGCGAAGGCCAUCUCUCGCCAGCCGAGGACGGUGAGAAGCUAGCGGCAAAAUUUGAGCGGAUGAGCACCGACUCUCAGGAAAAUGAGGCUCCGGGCCAGAAGGAUGGAACUGGAGUUCCAGAUUUCCCACCAGCCAAAUUGUUGCCAAUACCCGGCUCUUUCACAGCGGAAGUUGUUUGCAACAAGAGGGUGACUCCAGAGGACCACUGGCAAGACGUCCGACACAUUGAACUCAAAGUUCGCGCUCCAGGACGCAAUGGAGCCGUAUCCUUUGCAGGCCAAACACUCCUAAUUUACCCCAAGAACUACCCCGAGGAUGUACAAAAGCUUAUCGACUUGAUGGGAUGGGGUGAGGUUGCCGAGCAGAGGAUUGAGAUUGACUGGGCAAAGAACACUCGGCCAAGAGACUAUCAUUUCCCACAGGGAGCAACAGUUCGCGACGUCCUGACGCACAACUUCGACAUCACCGCCGUCCCCAAACGGACAUUCCUCGAGUUCAUGGCCUACCACACCACCAACCCUCUCGAGAAGGAACGUCUCCAAGAGCUCACACAACGAGGUGACAGUGACGAGUUCUACGAUUACACCUCUCGCCCGCGCCGAACCAUCCUGGAGGUCCUUGAGGAUUUCCCCGGCGUCAAGAUCCCCUACACCCGACUCCUCGAGUUCCCCAUCAUCCGCGCCCGCGAAUUCAGCCUCUGCAACGGAGGCGAUCCCACAGUCAAGGAGGACCAAGUCAUCUCCAACUCCAACGAACAAGGCCGAGACAACGUCUACAAGUUCGAAAUCCUCGCCGCCCUUGUCCACUACCGCACCAUCAUCCGCAAACCCCGCCAAGGUCUCUGCUCGCGCUACCUCCGCCACCUGCCCGUCGGCACCACCAUCCAAAUCGGCAUCAAGCCGCCCAGCAGUCCCUUUGCCAUGGACGACCUGUCCUUCUACUCGCGACCGCUCAUCGGCGUCGCGACGGGAACGGGCAUUGCUCCGUUCCGCGCUUUGCUUCAGGACCGUUGUUGUCUUGUCCAGAACAAGGAGAAGAUGAUGGGCCCAACCCUCCUCUUCUUCGGCUGCCGCAACGCUGCCGCCGAUUACCACUUCCAGGCCGAAUGGCGCCCCGUACCCAACCUGGUCGUCCACCCCGCAUUCUCCCGGGACAACACCUCCGACACCUCCUCUUCCUCUACCGAAGAAGAAGAAGAAACCAAACUCGCGGCCCUCCAGCGAGCAGCAGGCAUCUACGACGCAGGCAAGAACUACGUGCAACACCAAAUCCGGCAGCAUGCUGCGGAGGUGGGCAAGUUGUUGAGGGAGAAUCCCAUCAUUGUCGUUUGCGGAAAUAGUGGACGGAUGCCCAAGAGCGUGAGGGAGGCGCUGGAGGAUGCGGCGGUUGUGAGUGGGGUUGUGAGUGACAAGGAGGAGGCGAAGGGGUGGUUUGAUAGGAGGGAGAAUUGUGUUUAUUGGCAGGAGACUUGGUAGUAGGUUGGGGGACUGAGGGGCUGUUGAGUGUUUGGUGGUUGGCUGGUUGGUUGGUGAGGUUUGGUAUGGGAUCGUUGGCAUGGGGAGGUGAGCGAGGAAUGGGAUGGGAACCGAAAGUGGAGGAGGAUGAAGAGGAAAGGACGAAAGCAAAGGAAAAGGCGGAGAAACGAAAGCAGAUGAGAAGAGGAAGUAUGAGGCGAAGAGGGGCUUGUUAAAAGGGGUGAUUGAAUUGAUUUAGAGUUAUGUACAUACAAACGCUGGACACAGGUACCUAGGUAGAAAACGAAGCCUGGUUUUCCC